Molecule: messenger RNA, 948 nt
Organism: Rotaria sp. Silwood1
Lineage: Eukaryota; Metazoa; Rotifera; Eurotatoria; Philodinida; Philodinidae
Source: the annotation of a GenBank genome assembly
AUGGGUCCAUCAAAUGAAGCAUUAAAACAUUUACUGCCAUUUGAGCUUCAACAUACACUCUCGCUUCAUUCUAUCUUAGAUUUUGUGAAACAAUUAGAUGCUAAUGAGAAAAUCGGUUAUGAAGGUGAAUAUGUCAUCAGAGAAAGUCAGUGGAUUGGUACUGUACCCAUUGAAUAUGUUGAUGAAUGGCAUCAACAAUUUAAAACUAGUCAUGUUCUCGUAGAUGAAAGACGAGUACCCAUUGUAGGUUGUAUCUCUAUGGACCAAUUGAUGAUAGCUUUACCUGAGAAAUAUUCUGUCGGAACUCGUGUAACUUUUAUCGGUCGACAAGGUAAUGAGACAAUAGUUGGAGAUGAAAUUGCACAAAAAGCAAAUCAACCAAGAUCAGAAGUAUUUUCUUCUCUUUCAAGUCAUGUUCCACGUGGUCUCUUUUUGAUUGUAUUUUUGCCUGCAUACUGUUGUUAUCAAUGUUGCGCUGGUAAACCAUGGCGAUCUAAUGUAAAAUUUGUUAAUAAAACAAUGACGAAUGAUGAAGAAAAACAAAUAAUUGACAUACAACUUUUUCAGUCAGGUUAUUGGAAGAGUCAAUACUUUCAAUAUAACACAUGGCAUGGACCUCAUCAAAUUGAACUCUCAUUCGAUGCUCUACAAUCAAAAGUAACAGGAUCAGGAUUAGAUGAUAUUGGUAUGUAUUCUAUCGAAGGUAUCUAUUCGACACAGACUCGUCGUAUGGGUCUAACAAAGAAAUAUCAACUUGGUACAGGAAAUCCAUUGGAAAACUUAGGACAUUGUGUUACUAUUCAACUUGAAUGGAACAAAUAUAGUAAUCAAUUCGAAGGUAAAUGGUAUGUACGAACGAAGAAGUAUAAAGACUCUGGUGAUUUUAAAAUGAACUUCGACCAACGAAAUCAACAAUUAUCAUUUGUACCGAUAUAUGAAAAAGUAUAA